Messenger RNA from Psammomys obesus (fat sand rat), 6427 nucleotides. Its product is annotated as zinc finger protein 8-like. The record is from RefSeq and is a predicted model, not a curated record. Bases 121 to 3315 code for a protein of 1064 amino acids. Gene Ontology annotation, biological process: regulation of DNA-templated transcription. The transcript is spliced from 6 exons. NCBI's taxonomy places the organism in Eukaryota, Metazoa, Chordata, Mammalia, Rodentia, Muridae.
UUGUUCAGCGGGAGGCUGGUCGGGUGGUCCUCUCGACAGGUCUGCGCUUUAGAUUAGGGGUCGUCUUGGACGUUUGUGGCUGACCUGUUGGUUCCGGGUGGACCAGCGGCAACAGUGGUGAUGGCCUCACGGCGGGAAACAACACAACUUCAGGAGCCAGUGACUUUUCGAGAUGUGGCUGUGGACUUUACCCAAGAGGAGUGGGGACAGCUGGACCCUACCCAGAGGACUCUGUAUCGUGAUGUGAUGCUGGAGACCUUUGGGCACCUUCUCUCUGUGGGUCCUGAUCUUCCCAAACCUGCAGUAAUCUCCCAGCUGGAACAAGGUGCUGAGCUGUGGGUGGCAGACAGAGGAGAUACCCAGGCCUGCUGUCUAGGCUAUAUUCUUGGACCUGAAGACCAUACAUUACUCAAGGAGCAGGGCCUCCCUAAAAAGGAACCAUCUCCCAUUACAGAAAGGGAUGUGCUUGCAAGGACUAUUACUUGUCAUUCCAUGACAGGAAUAGAUUGGGAAAGUGAUGGCCUGAGGCAGGCACUCAAGAAGGACCAGAGUAACUUAGGGCUAUUGAAAGGCCCCAAAGAGAUGCCAGUUCAUAGUCAAAGCAAUGAAAGUCUUGGACUUGGGGAAACCUGUAUUCCCAGCUUGAACAGAGAUCUAUUCCCAGAUAUUUCUGGAAGAGACUAUGCCUAUACUUAUGGCUCACAAGUUAAAAAUUCAGAACAUAAACCAAGCUUAGUUAGUCAACAGACAGACUCCACAGCAACACAGCCCUUUGAUGACAAUGGCUGUCAAAAAGACUUUAAUCAGAUUAUACCCAUUAAAGAACUAGCAAAAAGUCAGGUGCAAGAUAAGCCCUAUAAAUGUACUGAUUGUGGGAAGUCAUUUAACCAUAAUGCACAUCUCACAGUACACAAGAGAAUUCAUACAGGAGAGAGACCUUAUAUGUGCAAAGAGUGUGGGAAAGCCUUCAGCCAAAACUCCUCCCUUGUUCAACAUGAGCGAAUCCACACUGGAGACAAGCCCUAUAAGUGUGAUGAAUGUGGAAAAUCUUUUUGCCACAGUACACACCUUACAGUCCAUAGGAGAAUUCAUACUGGAGAGAAACCCUAUGAGUGUCAGGACUGUGGGAGGGCCUUCAAUCAGAAUUCAUCCCUAGGGCGACACAAGAGGACACACACUGGGGAGAAGCCAUAUAGCUGCAGUGUUUGUGGGAAAUCUUUCUCCCGAACUACUUGUCUCUUCCUGCACCUUCGGACUCAUACUGAGGAGAGGCCAUAUGAGUGUAAUCACUGUGGAAAGGGCUUCAGGCACAGUUCCUCCCUGACCCAGCAUCAGCGGAAGCAUGCUGGUGAGAAACCGUAUGAGUGCCAACAGAGGUUGAUCUUUGAGCAGACAACAGCUUUAACAAAGCUCGAGUGGACAGAACCCCUCAGCUGUGACCCACCAUUGAGUCAAGAUGAAAGGAUUCAGCAGAGCGAUAGGCCCUUUAAAUGUAGUCAGUGUGGAAAAUGUUUCGUUCAAAGUUCUCACCUCAUCCGACAUCAGAUAACCCACAACAGAGAGGAAGGAACACAUGGACAUAGCCGAAGACGAGAACAGCCUUGCAGAUGGGGCCCAAAACUCCUUCAGAAUGCAUACUCAAAUUCAAGUGAGCUUCCCAUGGCCGAGGCAAAGGCAGAGCAAGCAAGCAGAGCCCUGGCCUUGUUUGACCUUCAUGAAAUUGUGCAUGAGAAAACCCCUGUGCAUGUUAUUGGGGUAGAAGAACCUGCAAUGGGCAAUCCCAUGCUUUUUGACAUCAGAGCUAUCCGGUAUCUCACUGAGUUCUUCUGUCUUAUGGCCAUCCCCAAGUGCCCUCUGAGCCCAGGACUCUGGGAACAGGACAGCUUCCUUCAGGUGAAGGUGAAAGAGGAGGAAGAAGCUAGCAUCUACCAGAGCAGGGACGCCAGCCCUAGCUCUACUGCACACCCUGAGACUGCAUGCCAGCACUUCUGGCACUUCUGCUACGAGAAGGCAUCUAGCCCCCAUCAGGAGCUGGCACAACUUCGAGAGCUAUGUUGCCAGUGGCUGAGGCGAGAGUCGUCCUCCAAAGAACAGAUACUGGAGUUGCUGGUGCUGGAGCAGUUCCUGGGUGUACUGCCCCCUGAAAUCCAGGCCUGGGUGGGGGCUCAAUGCCCAAAGAGUGGAAAGGAGGCUGCUGUUCUGGUGGAGGAUCUGACUCAAAUGCUGGACAGGAGAGGAUGGGAGCCAGGAGCAGAACAUGAAGAGGCAAGUUACAAACAGAACAGUCCAGACAAGUCACAGCCACCAGACAUGGCCACUGAAUCCCUCAUGGGAGAUGUUUCCCCAAAAUCUACCUUUGCCCAUACUUGUAAACAUGAGAGCAACUCAGAGAGCCAGCCAGAGCUCCUACAAACAGUGUGGGUGAAAUCUGCCGCCCAAGAGAUGGAUUUCAGAAAAGCCCUGGGGUCUCACAUGGAUGGCCCCAAAGACCAGGCUGACCAUGAGUCUGAUGCCUCAGGAAACAGUUCCAACAUGUGGCCCAACAUCCCUUCCCAAGACAAAGCUUCUUCAGAGGAGAAAUUUGGCCCAUUGUUUGAUAAUGGGACAGUACCUCCAGAUACAUACUCAGAGAAGAAGCCCUCCAAGGACAGUGAGAGUAUAAGAACAUUCCAGAACACUUCAGCCCUAGAGUCGUACCAAAAGAGCCACUCUCAGAAGAUGCCUUAUGCCUGUAUAGAGUGUGGAAAGGCAUUCAGCUGGAGCACUCACCUUGCCCAACACCAGGUUGUACACACAGGAGCAAAGUCCCAUGCAUGUAAAGAGUGUGGGAAAGCCUUCAGACGAGUCUCCCACCUGACACAGCACCAGAGGAUUGAUACUGGGGAGAAGCCCUAUAAGUGUAAAGAAUGUGGCAAAACCUUUAGCCGCAGCACCCACCUCACCCACCAUCAGCGGCUACACACAGGGGAGCGGCCCUAUGAGUGUGAUAUGUGUGGCAAAGCCUUCAGCCAGAGCACCCACUUAACACAGCACCAGCGCAUCCACACUGGGGAGAAGCCCUACAGAUGUGAUGUGUUUGGAAGAGCCUUCAGUGACUGUUCAGCUCUGGUCCGGCAUCUGAGAGUCCACUCUGGAGAGAAGCCUUAUCAGUGCAAGAAUUGCCCAAAGGCCUUCACACAAAGCUCAUCCCUCAUUGAGCACCAGCGUAUACAUACAGGAGAGAAGCCUUACAAACGCAGUGACUGUGGGAAAGCUUUUAGCUGCAGCUCAGCUCUCAUGGUGCACCUAAAGAUCCAUAUCACUGUGCUUCAGUGACUCAAAGCACCCCUUAGAGCACAGCAGUCUCCCUCAGAGGCUUGACAUCUAAGAAACCCUGAAUUCUAUAGGAGCCAGGAACACCACGAGUUGCUAACUGUUACACAGUGUCUAAGGGUAGACUGGGGCCAUCUAGGAACACCUCUAUAUUUGAGGUCCCAGUAAAGUCCCCUAAUGAACACAGAGAUUGGGGAAGCUCCUAGAACUUUCCUACUGCCAUUCAUAUCCCACUCAGGCUGAUCCCAGAGAGAAGACAUUAGUGGACUAAGGAUCUGCAUUGGUUCUUAGAAUCUGAGCAAGUAAAGCUGAGUGUCUAUACAGGCUCAUGAAGCCCAAGAUCCUCUAGGCAGGAACACUUCAUGUUCUCACAGGACUACUUUUCGUGCCAGUUCCUUUGCUGUUCAGCUGAGAAAGGAUGCCUGCCUGGCCCACUCUGUGCCUUCACACCUGCCUUCCCACCAUAAUUCUCCAAGACAGGCUUGUGAGGCUGACUCUCCUGUGAAACCCUCUCCAUGCCAUCUCUCUCAUGUUCUCCCUGCUUUAACCCAUAGUGGUGCUUGACACUUGCCUAAUAUCUGUCUUCACCUCCCACAUCUUCCACACCUCACAGGUUCCAGCCUUGUGGAUUCACUGGAGGCUCAUUUCUAUUCCAGUCCCUCCUCCUUCAGCUUACCUUCUGUGAGCUCACAUUGCCUCCCACUGGCUUUUAAUCAGGGCUCUCCUUUCUCACCCCUUCAUGCCAUCCCCAACCACUUUCUUCCAGCUGCAUGUCUUUCUGCUACCCAGCUCAUAUUGUGUGAUUCCGCAGCAGGAAAUUGUCCAGUGAGUCACCUUUUCAGCAAACGUUCUUGAGUGAGGUUCAAGUAUGCCAGGAUACAUGUCACUUUGGCCCAAGCACUUGCUGUAGUUAUUUUCAAUAUGUAUAUGAAUGUUGUUAUUUGUCUUUGAGUACAGUAAUGUGAAAGUGUUUUCAAAGUACUGGUCUGACUAUUGGGCAAACUACACUCCCUGUCUAUUAUCUGUGUUUUCUUCAGCCCUGGCCUCCUCUUGCCUCUUCCACUCCUCUAGCCUCAACUCCCACAUGCCAGCCAUACUUUCUCCCACCUGCAUACCUUCCUACCUAUCCCUGGAACCGUUAUUCCCUCUAUCCUCUGGAAUAUCUCAGAUGUCCUUGAGAAGCUUCCCCAAACAUUUUUGACCUGACUUCAUUUUGCCUAACACUGUUUUUGCUGCUGGAGUGCUCCAUUCUUAACUUUCUUAAAUCUCUUACCAUGUUUUUGACCUUGUACUUUUUUUUUUUACCUUCAGAACAACUUUAUUCAAAUUUAUUUGGGGAAAGGCUGGAGAAGUCCACGCUGUCUGCAGUCCUCGGAAGGGAAGAUCUUAAAAGGGUCCCCAGCGCUAAGAGCAAAGUUAUACUUCUUACAGAAUUAACAGACCAGUGUUCAGUGUUCCGAAGGACACAAAAUAGUUUGCACAAGAUGUAGCAAACCCUUUCCAAUGUCUCCAGGAUGAGUAUGACCAAUACUUCCCUUGGGUAGUUACUGUCCUUCACCACGUUUCCUUAAAAAAAAAAAAAAAUUUAUGGGAGAGCCCAGAUAAGCCCAAGCUGCAGUAGUCAAAACAAAACAUGGCGAUAAUGGGGAUGCCAGCACUCUGCCAUUCCUAAAAUCAUAACCUGUUUACUCUGCCUACCUUCCUUUCCCUCAGAAAGAUUAUCCCCUGGCUCAUGUGUCUCCUAAUUAACAUGGGUGACUUCACAAGGUCCUCAGUCAUGGAUCUACACAUGAGUUUACUGUAUCUAAAUCCAUUAGCAUAAUCCAUUUUGUUUUCCUGAGCUUCCUGUGUCUCCUCUUGUAGCCUGUCCUGACUAUCACACACAAGAAUACAGACCACUAGGAGAGCUGCAAACUAGAGAGUUUCAAUAGAAAAUACUGAGAAUCCUACCACCUACAGGUUAGACUCCUCCAACAUCUGCAUUUGCUUCUGUGUUGCCAGUGGAGGGAGUCCUCAAGGAAAGGCUCAUACUGCAGGCCCAUUCCAUGGAAGCAUCAGAUGCAGGGUAUUAAGUCAGGACUACGAACCCACUCCAGUGUAUAGGGCUGCAGGUCCCUGUGUAUGUGGUGCCGUGAAACAAUGUGUGAAGAGAAGUUUACACACAGGGGCCUUCUGUUCACAGGGUCUGUGAUACUGAGACAAACAGUUCAGGCCACACACAUUGGCACCCACUGGGCUCUGAUCUCUAGAACACAAGAGAGCUGUCUGCUCUUUAGACCUAAGGCUCUCAGACCGAGGGCCAAGAGCUGUAACAUAGACUUCAUUGAAGAGAUGAGGAAUCUCAAUACCUAAGAUUGCCUGUUACCUACAAUGCCAAUUGCCACUGAGGCCUGGGGACUGGAGACAUCAGGGUCUGCGCAAGUGUUAAGAGUUAACACUAGUAAGGCUGGGGAUGCCCAAGAUCUUCACAAAGGAUUUUAGCACCAGGGGGCACCCAGCUGCUGCAUUUCUCACCCAGGGCUGGAAACUGGCUGGCUUGGAGGCAAGCAAAUGCUACCAAGACCAGCACAGUGUCUACUAGUCUAUGCUUGCAUGCCUCUAUCCACGUAGAGCAGAAGCACCGCAACUGGCUGGUGGUUAACAUAUAAGUGCUUAAUCCAUGGCUACCCCACCUCUCUGGAUCACAGGUCAUCUCCACCCCAACUGACAGCCCCCAAGGUCAAGCCCAGGCUGUUGUCCUAUAGUAUACACGCAAUGAGGAGUAUGUGGGACAUCACAGGACAUAACUGUCCUUUUGUACAGGCCUAAAGGUGCACACACUGCACCUGUGUGUUUCUUUGUGGCCCCUUUGUGGACACUUGGAACUACUGUGUCAGACCCUACCCUUACAGGGAAAAACAGACAAGAAACAACAUUUUGGAGCCUGGUAUGGAGGCGCACAUCUUUAAUCCAGCACUCCGGAGGCCGAGGCAGGUGGAUCUCUGAAUUCGAGGCCAGCCUGGUCUACAGAGUGUCUUCCAGUACAGUCUGGGCUACACAGAAAAACCCUUUCUCGAAAACUGGGGGAAAAAAUUAGGAGAGAAAAUGACUUGAAGGACAUGUACCUGAGGGCAGC